AUGUCCGAGCAAGACAUUCAUCCAAAUAAAUUCAGCAAACUGCGAAGUAUCUAUAAAUACUACAUUGAUUCAUAUAAUGCGUUAUAUCAGCUGAAAACGGACAAAGAAGAAGAAUUAAAAGAAAUUUACAAAAAGAUCAAAACAGAAUUGAUUGAUUCAAAGACAUACUCACCAACAAAGAUUAGGAAAGAUAUUUCAAAUAUAAUUCCUUAUAAUAAUCGCUAUACAAAGUCAUAUUUAUAUCUGGCCAAACUCUUAUCUGAUGAUUACCAUAUACCAGAGGUCAACUGUGCUGAAACUCUUGCCCUUUACAAAGAAGAUACUAUUUACAGGGCAAUUAUGUAUAAUGACUUAGAAAGAUUCAUUUCAUUCACAGAAAGAGAAGGAUUUGAUAAAGAUAAAAUGCUUGAAAGUAGUUUAUAUCCACAUUCUUAUAAAAAAUAUUCAUUAAUUGAAUUAUGUUGUUACCAUGGAGCAGUUGAUUGUUUCAAAGUCUUAAGAACGAAAUUCAGCACAAAAAUAAAUGGAAGAUGUCUUCUAUUUUCAUUUUUAGGAGGAAAUCAAGAGAUCAUGAGUGAAUGUUUGAAAUAUCAAACACCAGAUAGAUUUUGCAUGGAAUAUGCAAUUAUUUCACACAACAUUGAUUUUGUUACAUUCUUGAAGAAUGAAUAUGAUUUAUGGAUCGAUUUGGAUUGUUGUGCAAUAAACAAUAAUCUAGAAUCAUUUUUAGUAUGUUUCGAUCAAACUAAUGAUGUUGACAAAUGCUUUAUUAAUUUGGUGAUAUUUAAUAUUCCAUCUCUUUGUGAAUAUUUCCUAUCAAAGGGUGCAUAUAUCAAUGAAACAGAUAUUUUUGGAGAAACCGCUCUUCAUAUUGCGGCACGUUAUAAUAGUAAAGAAACAGUCAAAUUUCUUAUUUCACAUCGUAUAAAUAUCAAUAAAAAAAUAAUGAUGGGAGAACCGCUCUUUAUAUUGCAAUAUUGA
Molecule: messenger RNA, 981 nt
Organism: Trichomonas vaginalis G3
Lineage: Eukaryota; Parabasalia; Trichomonadida; Trichomonadidae
Product: protein of unknown function (DUF3447)
Exons: 1
Coding region: 1-981 (326 amino acids)
Molecular function (GO): protein binding
Source: RefSeq, a predicted model, not a curated record